Molecule: messenger RNA, 736 nt
Organism: Osmerus eperlanus (European smelt)
Lineage: Eukaryota; Metazoa; Chordata; Actinopteri; Osmeriformes; Osmeridae
Gene: cisd1
Product: CDGSH iron sulfur domain 1
Exons: 3
Coding region: 159-485 (108 amino acids)
Biological process (GO): regulation of autophagy
Cellular component (GO): intracellular membrane-bounded organelle; mitochondrial outer membrane
Molecular function (GO): 2 iron, 2 sulfur cluster binding
Source: RefSeq, a predicted model, not a curated record
UUUCCUUAGCCCGGAAGUUCAAAUGGGCGACAGUAGUAGGCGCAGCUAGCAAAUAUUAGCUAGCAAAGCUUGUACAGCUGAAAGAUAUGCAAUUGUCUGCACUUGAUGCAGAUAAGUUUGGAGACUAGUUGGGUAACUACAUCGUCAAAAGACAAGCCAUGAGUUCAAACAACGUCAGCCUGUCCAAAGCUGAGCUUGCAACGGCAAUCUCCUUGACUGCUGGAGUAACAGCUAUUGGCAUCCUACUCUUCCAAAAACUGUUCUCAAAGGGGAAAGGUGUAAAGCCUAAAGUGAACCAGGAACUGCAGAAGGACAAUCCCAAAGUGGUUCAUGCGUUUGACAUCGAAGAUCUUGGGGACAAAGCUGUAUACUGCAGGUGUUGGCGCUCUAAGAAGUUUCCAUACUGUGAUGGCGCCCACGCGAAACACAAUCAGGAGACGGGAGACAACGUUGGUCCCCUCAUCAUCAAGAGAAAGGAGGCCUGAACAUUCUUUCUGCUUCCAUGAGUAUCGCUGCUAACACAUGCACAAGUGCUUCUUGUUUCAAAUAGGGUGGCAGAAAUAGAUUUUACUGCACAUUACACCCCUGCUAGUCUCAAAUGUUAUCAGUCAGUAUCCAGUGUAAACAAAGAAAUCACCCUUGUGCAAUGUUGACAGGUUUGUGCAGAACAUUUAUUAUUCUUUGAUGAGUGGGAAAUAAGUCGCUAAAACGUCAGUACUGUAGUGAGGUCCACAAG